AUGUCCAAUUUCAAGAGGGCUCCCGUAUCCGGCGGACUCCCACGCAACCAUGUCCUGGCCUCGCUGCGCUCGACGCAGCUAGUCGACUCAAAGCCACUACUCCCGGCAGAACUCAUCUCUACCAUCCUUGACUUCCUUCCCGUCGCCGACCUCUUCCGCUUUGCCCGCACCUCCAGGCGUAUGCAGGAAAUGGUGUACGAUGACACACGAUGGAUACAAAGAUUGAAGAGCAUGGGAUGCUGGAAUGAGGCAGAAGCGCGGCAGCGGUUUGAGGAGUCUAUGAGGAGGAAGCAGGAAGCGCAAAGGGCUAGGGAAGCGGAGGAAGCGCGAAGAACGGGUGUUGGGCUGAAUGGUAGCGUGAAUGGCAUUGCUGGCGGUGGGGAUGGGACUAGGAAGACAAGUUCCACUCUGUUUGAUGCUGGUGUCGAGGAAGAGAGACACCGGAGAUCACUUGAGAGAUCUGGGAGACCGCGCAACGGGACGCUGCAGGAUGGGUUUGACGCUAUGACGCUUGGAUCGAGUGAUGGAGACGGGGCGCGUCAGGAUCCGAUGCAAGCGCUGGGUGUAGUCAAGAGGGCACGCUCGAUCCGGGGCUAUGCACGGCAAGAGUACGGCAAGAUUUACGGGGCUUUGGCGCCAUACUACCUUGAUCUGGCGCGGUCAAGGAGCCAUACAGACCCGGUUCUGUUUCAAGUAUACCGGGACCCCGAACAGCAGGCAAGGAUGCUGGCGCAGCUGAAGAUCUUCGCUAAGAGUGAUUUUGCGCUUGGAUGGCAUGAGCGAGAAGAGAAGCUCAACUCGAUAAUGGGCGUGUUUGAGAACGCUGUUCUUCGAGAGUUCGAGCAGGGCUACGAAUCGAAAGACGUGGACGGCCGAAUGAGGAGAUACGCACACAUUCUCGUAACCCUGAACGGCGGCGCUGCUGCGGUCGAUGUUUUCAUACACUAUCACCCUCUAAUGCUCGAAAAGGACAAGUUGGGCAACCCCUUGGACUGCUUAGAAGGUGCGUCAUUAGGAACAGUGUCUCUCCAACACUCGGAAGGCUUCUUUCGCCGCCUCGCUGGAGCGAUAAACGAGCAGGUCUCGGUCGUGGACCGUGUCUUUCCACCUUCUACCGACGUCAUCUUGCCUCUGCUGGAUCGUGUUGGAGAAGACAUCAUCUCAGAGUAUGUCACUGCAUUGUUCGAUGAGGCUCAUGAACGGAACAUCGAGUCAUACCUCAAAGCAGUGUCCGGGGUGUUUGAGCAGAGUCUGCAGUUCGCAAGGUCCAUUGAACCCACGAAAGACUCCGCGCCAGACUUUACCGACGAGGUUACUCGGAUCGUUGCACGCAGCAUUGAACCGCACGUGGAUCUUUAUCUGCAAGAGGAGCUCGAUUUUUUCAAGCGAAGAUCGGAUGCCGAAGUUACCCAAUGGGAGAAGCGGCUUUUCGAUGAAGAGGCAUCCACGGAGUCGUUCUUCAUGUCCAACGUCAACCGUCAAGCCGUUAAACGCGACUUCUUGACCUCGUUCAAGAAAGUCGUCAUGCUCCCAGUCAAUGUUCUACCAGCGAAUCCCUUCGCUGCAGCCAAGGCCACAGUCACGCAGCCAGCUACUAAUGGCAGCUCUCUGGACAUCAUAUCGCGUCCUACAACACCCCUCCCCACGGAUAGAUCUGUCACUCCUCGCCCAGAAGCCCCUACGACUGAGCUAGCGGCCAAAGCCGCCAUCAUGAACUCUCGCCUCGAAGGCAUCAGAUCAUUGUUCAGCAUCGAGGUUGCUCUGAACCUUAUCCACACGGCGAAGUCCAGCUUGGAGCGCGUAGCAAAUUUCGUCCAGCUCGGCGGGCAGUCCAGCGAAGAGGCCAAGGAGCAAUGCGAAGCCAUCUUCGUGCAACUGCUUCAGGUGCUCGGAACGCGCCACAUCAAGACCGGGUUUGACAAAGCGGUGACCCACCUCUCCACGUACAAUCCUCGUGAGGUUGGAGAGCACAGCCAAUCGGGCGUUGAGCCGCUGGUCACGUUCUUGGAGUUGGUGAAUGUAGGCGACCUUAUACAGCAGAUGGUUGACGUCUUCUACAUGCAGGAAAUGGUCUACGCAAAAUUGACUGAUCGCGACGACUUCCUCAGCCCAGCAAUCAAGGAGAAGAAGCGCUUUGAGCAGAUGCUCGAUGAGCGCGUAGCGGCUGGGCUCAACAAGGGCAUCGAUGUGCUCAUGGACGAGGUCGAGUAUAUCUGCGCGACGACGCAGCUGCCAACGGACUUCAACCCUAGCGUCUCUGGAGAUGUCUUCCAGCAAGUCGUCGAUAUCGGCCCAACGUCGACAGCAACGCGGGUGGUUGAAGUCGUCUCCAGCCACACGAGUAUGCUGGUAGGAAGCACCGACAAGAAUGUGCUGGAUGUGUUCAAUCAGGAGGUUGGGCUGCGCCUCUUCACUGCGCUGUGCAAGCAUCUCAAGCGGCAGCGCAUCAGUGUCGACGGCGCGAUCAAGCUUAUCAGUGACACCAACACCUACCAUGCCUACAUCUCGACUCUGCGCAACAAGUCGCUGACGCAGUAUUUUGCGGCGUUGCGGGAGCUGUCGCAGAUAUACCUGAUUUCAGCUGACCAUGCCAAGGAUAUAGCGACGAUUAUCGCGGAUUCGGACCGCUACUAUGGCAUCUUUAGAGCGGAAGAGGUGUAUGAGUUUGCAGAGAGGCGAGCGGAUUGGUUCGUUGUGAAGAGGGAGGUCGAGAGGGCCAUGUAUGGGUUUGGGUGUUGUGUGAUGUGA
Molecule: messenger RNA, 2748 nt
Organism: Coniosporium apollinis CBS 100218
Lineage: Eukaryota; Fungi; Ascomycota; Dothideomycetes
Exons: 3
Coding region: 1-2748 (915 amino acids)
Biological process (GO): exocytosis; Golgi to plasma membrane transport
Cellular component (GO): exocyst; cytoplasm
Molecular function (GO): protein binding
Source: RefSeq, a predicted model, not a curated record